UACCACCGACCUUGAUUAGAUUUACACAAUAAACUCAAAAUUUUUGGAGAUGACGUAAUCUUCUGGUCGUGUUAUUGGUUCACUCUUUCGAUUAAAGGGAAAAAGAAAAAAAAAAACCUAAAACCCCAUUUAGCAAGAGGUGCAAUGGGAGUGAUAAAAGAGGGCAGAGUCUUCGGCACGUUGCCGAACGACGAGUCGUUCGCCGUGCACUUCCCGGGUUAUCCUAAGACGACUGCUCGCGCCAUCGAGACUCUUGGAGGAACCGAGGGGAUCCUCAGGGCUCGUAGUUCACAGUCAAACAAAUUGGAGCUCCAUUUCAGGCCCGAAGAUCCGUAUUCGCGUCCUGCAUUUGGGGAGCUUCGUCCCUGCAACAAUUUGCUGCUUAAAAUAUCUAAAAAGAAGUCCGCUGAUGGCCAAAGUGCCGAAGCUUCCAGUAAAGCACAAGAGUGUUCAACAUCUGGAGCAACUGAUUCCGAAAAUCCGAAACAGCCAUCUCAAGCUGAAGUGCAGAUAUCUGAACAAGAGCAAAUUAACCUUUGUGCUGAUAUUGUUUCUCGUGUUUCAGAGGCUUAUCACUUUGAUGGAAUGGCUGAUUAUCAGCAUGUUCUCGCUGUUCACGCGGAUGCUGCCAGGAAGAGAAAGAGAAACUGGGCGGAAGCAGAGGAGCCACCCUUUGAAAAAGGUGGGUUCAUGGACGUUGAUCAGGAGGAUGUGAUGAUGAUAUUGCCCCCGCUCUUUUCACCCAAGGAUAUGCCGGAGAAUAUAGUGUUAAGACCAUCAACCAUCUUAAGUUCAAAAAAGAAACAAGAGGGAGUUGUACAGAAUACGGCUGAGGUUGAUCUAGAGCCAGGCCUUGCAAUUGAUUUCAACAUUAAAGAGAUUCCUAAGAAAGUGAAUUGGGAGGAACUUAUAACUCGAGGCUCAGAGCAGUGGGAGUGGCAGAUUACCGUAUCUAAACUCUUUGAUGAACGACCUAUAUGGCCCAAGGAAUCUGUGACUGAGCGCUUGCUUGAUAAAGGUCUAAAAUUUAGCCAUUUGAUGCUUAAAAGGCUUCUACUUGGGGUUGCUUACUACUUUUCUAAUGGACCAUUUCUGAGGUUCUGGAUCAAAAAGGGAUAUGAUCCUCGCAAAGAUCCUGAUUCUCGCAUAUAUCAGAGAACUGAAUUUCGUGUACCUGAACCAUUAAGGAGCUAUUCUGAUGCUAACACAGCUAACAAAUUGAAGCAUAAGUGGGAAGAUUUAUGUUCGUUUCGGGUAUUUCCUUACAAAUGCCAGACAUUUUUACAACUAUUUGAACUUGAUGAUGAUUACAUUCACCAAGAGAUAAGAAAGCCUCCAAAGCUAGCAGCAUGCGAUUCUAAAACAGGAUGGUUCUCAGAGUGUGUGCUUGACUGCCUGAGACUUCGUGUAGCGGUGAGGUUCUUGUCAGUAUAUCCCAAAGAUGGUGCAGAAAGCAUACGGAAAUCUUACUCUGAUGAAUUUGAGAAGUUAAAGAGGUCAUGCAUUUACAAGGAUGUCUUCAACUCUCAUCAACAGGAGAUCAGGCAAACUAAUAGAGAGCUUAUAGGUGAUGAAGAUAAAGAAAGGCCGAAAAGUUCUGAUAAUGAGGAAGAUGAAAUUGACGCUGAUGAUGAAGAGGAAUUGGAUGUGUAUGAGACGCUUAAUCUGGGUGGCGAGGAUGAUGAAAUCCCUUUGCAACCAGAUACAUAUUUAGAUAUGGAAAACAACUCAAGGACAUAUUUGCAAGAGCUUUUUGGCAGCUUCCCAUCUGUUGUUGGUGGUGAUGCAACACAAGCUGCAGAUAUUAGUGAUGGAGAAUAUCAAAUAUAUGAGCAAUUUAGUGAUAAUAACUACUCCGAUGAUGAUGAUGACGACGACGACAAUGACAACUGACAUUCUUAACCCAGAGGUUUACUGGUAGUUUUCCCUCCAUUUUGCUUCAUUUUACUCAUUCUCCAGGCUUCAGUCACAGCACAAGAUCAUCAUAAAUAUGAUUAAACUAGCUUAUAAUUUCUACUGGAAUGUUUGGUGAUUCAUUGGUUAGAGAAAAUGGCUAGUGUUGUUGGAUCAUCAUGUGAAUGCAGAUGCUGGUUCAACUGGAAGAUUUCUAAUAUUUCUCUCCUAAUUUCCUACUAAUUUGCAAUUUGCAUCUUAUCAAUGAUUGCAUGGUCCAUUGCAGGAUGCUCUGACGGUCACUAUAAUUUCAUAGAGCCAUCUUUUGAUUCUCUUUGCCCUUCCUACAUUUUUAUCCUUAAAGCUAAUUUUUUUUCCAAACAACUCAAACUAAUUACAGACUUUGUGAUCUCAAUUGCAUUAUUUUCUGAAGUUAUUAAAACUUGUAAUUAUCGUACCUUAGAAAAAGUUUUAGGUAGUUAUGAGACUUCAAAAUAGAACCUAACCAAUUGGAGCAGUACAUUUUAGAAUUUCUCCUUUCAUGUUUUCUCUUUAUAUACUGCCUUCUAGAAUGAAUCGGACAUUUACAUUGUUUUGCAGCUUAUUGGUCGCAGCUAUUUCUUGGGUAAUGUGUGUAUGUUUGCAGAUUCUUGAAGCUAAAACAUGUAUUGGGGUGCUGAAGCUGCAUUGCCACUAGUCUUGGAAGCUACUAGAGAAGGGUGACUAGAUAUCUUCAUGUUCUUCUGCUGUUAAAUUAUGAAUUAUCAGGUAAAUUUUUGAAGGUUGAAUGUACAGUAGUAUAUCCCAUUACGUCUGUUGACCCCAUACAUGAUGUACCUUUUGAUUUUGAGCAAAAUAACACAAGGCAAUUUUGGGAUACUCGAACUUCGUAUCAAUUUUAGGAUAAUCAAAGUUUCUGGUUUCC
Theobroma umbraticum is the source of this 2818-nucleotide messenger RNA. The record is from RefSeq and is a predicted model, not a curated record. NCBI's taxonomy places the organism in Eukaryota, Viridiplantae, Streptophyta, Magnoliopsida, Malvales, Malvaceae.